GCUUCACUGGGGAUGGCUGUGAGAUUUCUGCUGCUGCUGCUGCUGCUUUUCAUCCGCGAGAAAAAUGUUAUCCGCUAUCUGGCGUUGCAGUUGCGGUCGCUAAUUUCUUCCCCAAGGCAAAACGUGAGGGUAUUUCAGUGAGUCGGACACUUUGCAAAGAGUCGAACGGGUCGUUUAAGCAUGAUUUGACGUGGUCAGUAUUUGCUCUGGACAAGGACUCUGUGGAUGUGGACCAUCACACAUGCUGUACAUACUUAGACAUCAACCAUGUCUCAGUCUGAAUCCUGUGCAAACGUGUGGGACUGGUUGUGUGUGCUUCGCCUGGAGCAGUAUUCUGAGGCAUUUCAUAGUGCUGGGUUGGCAACGGUGCAACAAUGUCGCAACCUCAGACUAGGUCAGCUGGAGCAGAUGGGCAUCACCCUGCCAGGUCACCAGAGACGCAUCUUAGCCAGUCUGAGUAAAACACACGGUAAUCAAGAUACACAGUCUUCACCUGUACAGACCGAGAGAUCGGAAGAAGCGCUCUAUGCUCAAGCGUUACGCAGAGAGAGACCUGUGCCUUGCCCAGCGGAAGAAAAACCUUUCCUUGAAAAAAGAGAUGAAGAGACACAGAGGCCUACACCAAAGGAGAGAGAGAGACCAGUUCCUAAAGAGAGACAGGUGUACCGAGUGCAAGAGAGCAGUAGAGAAGGAGGGGAGAAGAAGCCAGUUCCUGGACAAAGACAAACAGCACCUAGAAGAGGACAAGAGGAAGACAAGAAUGGAAGACUUGACGGGGAGAGAGAGAAGCCUGUGCCAAGAGAGAGGACUAAAUUCCGCUCUAGUCCUCUAGUUGACAGUCAGCCUAGCCCCCUUGUCUCUCCAACAGGUGACACCUCUUUACCCCCUGUCCCUCCACGAAGCACCCCCAACUGCCCUCCACAGCGUUUCACUUCUUCCCUGAGCCCCUCUCCUCCUGCUCAAACCACUGGCUCCCCUAAAGCAGACAGCCAUGCUGGCAGAGUACCAGCUGAACAGUGCAGAUCUGUGUCACCAAGUUCCACCCCUACCCCUGUCCCCACACAGGCACCACUCCAACCUGCCAACUCCCCCUCAACCCAAACUAGACCUCAGACAUUGGCCAUUCAGCCACUUACCCAACUCCUAAGUAGUGAUGGGGGGAAAAAACCUUCACCAGUCUCUGCCUCCCCCACCAAUGACAGGAAUGCUCCACCUCUCCCUCCAAAAGUGGGGUCAGGACCUAAAGGACCCCCACCAGUACCACAGCGGUUUCCUACACAGUCUCCCAGCCCAACUCCCACCCAGACCAGUACUGAGGAGUCACAUAAAGACCAAACUCCACAGGUCCCACCUCGCAUCCGGACACCCCAAACUCAAGGAAAUACACCACAAAUUACUCAACCUGACACGCAGCCGGCUCCGCCUACUAGGAGGAUCCCCCAAAGUCCACGUGAGCAGAGGUUGGAUUUGGUCGAUGAUGAUUCUGAUGACUACGAGGAUCCAGACUUGUUUUACUCUGGUGUUCAAACAAUGAACACAACAGACAGCGAUAUGUCCCUGCAAGUGCCUGGUCAGUCAGACCCACGGCGCAGUUCGUUGUGCAGUGAUGAUGGGCUUUUGGAUGAUGGUCCUUUAUGGCAAGAUGAGGGGACAUUCAGCUCACAAGGCAGUUUCUAUCUGCCAGACAGUGGCAGACUACCUACAGCCAAUAAAGACGACAGCUCUCAACUCUCUGCUCCUGUUAUCAAGAUGGGUUGGCUGGACAAGAAUCCACCUCAAGGGGCUCUGUAUUACCAGAGGCGAUGGGUAAAGCUAGAUGUUGAUUAUCUGAGAUACUUUGACAAUGACAAGGACGUGUAUUCCAAGGGUAUCAUCUCAACAGCGUUCAUCACUAAUGUGACUAGUGUGGGGGAGCUGAAAUUUGAGGUUGUCACAAACAACCGAACCUUCAUCUUCAGGGCUGAAAGUGAUGCUGAAAGAAACGACUGGGUGACUGUACUGCAGGACAUCAGGGGGCGCCAUCGGCACAGCACAAUAAAUCCUGGUUCUCCUCUGGUCCCAGACUAUCAGGGCUAUCUUGAGCUCAGAGGAUUACGCUCCAAACUAUAUACAGUUGUCGCCUCAGAUAAAGUUUUCCUCUACAAAAAUAUCGAUGACUAUCGUAUUGGAGUGGGCAUCACAUCUAUUGAGAUGAAUGUGGGAAAUGUUAAAGACACAGAUCGUCGUAGCUUUGAUCUCACCACACCAUACCGCAUAUUCAGUUUUGUGGCAGAGUCAGAGCAGCUGAAAGAGCAGUGGGUGGAUGCCAUGCGGAAUGCCAUAGGUGAGGCGUUGUCCAAUAGUGAGGUGGCCGAGCGGAUCUGGAUGGAACCUAGCAACAGCUCCUGCGCCGACUGUGGGGCUCCCAAGCCAGAAUGGGCAGCCAUCAACUUGUGUGUGGUUGUCUGCAAACGAUGUGCAGGAGAGCACAGAGGGCUAGGUCCUAGCAUCUCAAAAGUUCGGAGUCUGAAGAUGGAUAAGAAAGUGUGGACAGAGGAGCUUAUUCAGGUGUUCCUGUUGCUAGGCAACAAGCGAGUGAACAGUUUCUGGGCAGCUAAUGUCCCACCAAGUGAAGCUUUAACACCCUCUAGCUGCAGCGAAGAGAGACGGCGCUUCAUCGCCAACAAAUACCGUCAGGGCAAAUACAGGAAAUACCACCUUCUGUAUGGAAACCAGAAAGAGCUCAACAAUGCUCUAUGUAUAAAUGUGCAGUGCAGUGAUGUGCUGGAGACGUUAAGCCUGAUUUUCUGUGGGGCAGAUGUGAAUUGUUCAACUGGUAUGACAAGUAAUCCCUCGCCACUCUCCCUGGCCCUCGCACACUCGCAACCCUUACAGGCUGAGUUGAUAAACCAUAAUCUGAACACAGAGCUGCCAGGAUCAAGCGAGAGCCUGCCUAUGGAACCGGAACAUUACCUGCCAGCACCUUGUGUUUCUCACAAUGGCUUCCUGUUCAAAACGGCUUCCAUGGUUCGAGCUAUCACAGAGCGCAAGGUCAAAGACGAGUUCAGUCGUCGCUGGUGCAUGCUAAAUGAUGGCACCUUCAGCUACUAUGAAAGUGACAAGAACUCAAACCCUAAUGGAGCACUGAAAGCUUCGGACAUAGUCUGUUUGGCUGUCGAUCCCCCUGAGAAACAUGGGUAUGACUACACCUUUGAACUGUAUUCAGAGUCUGAGCGUCUCUAUCUGUUCGGCACCGAUGACCCAGAAAGCCACAAGGAAUGGGUCAAGUCUAUUGCCAAAAGCUUCAUCCCAGCCACUGCAGAGCCUUUACUCAGACUGGGUUUUGAGCGGAUUGGACGGCUGAAGUGUAAAGAAGGCUUGAAUCUACAAACGUCCAAAGUUGGGUGGUUUGCUCUGGUGGGCUCAACACUUCAUGUGUACCUGGGGGGCAGCCAAGGAGAGGAGAUCCACCUCCGCAAACUAAACGAGCUCUCAAUACAACAAGACAAUGAAGUGCUGGUUCUGGUGGAGAAAGGAAGGACUCUCUACAUAGAGGGAGAGAGAAAGCUGGAUUUUUCUGGUUGGUGUGUAGCCAUCCAGGCGGCAGCAGGGAGCGGAGGAGACACACUGAGCCAGCAGCAGCUCACAGAGACAGAUAUUCCCAUCAUAGUACACAGCUGCAUUGGCUACAUCACACAGUGCGGCUUGACGUCAGAGGGCAUUUAUCGCAAGAGUGGUGUAAACUCCCGUGUGGCGGCGCUGUGUGAGAGAUUUCGGCGUGACGCUCGCAGUGUUUUUCUAAAAGAAGGAGAGCAUCAGGUUGACGAUGUCUCCAACACACUCAAACGCUUCUUCAGGGAGUUAGAAGAGGGUCUGUUCACAUCACAGGAUUCCAAAACAUGGCUCAGUAUUGCCGCCAACCAGGAUGAAAGUAUGAAAAUCUCCCAGUACAAGGUCCUCUUGGACAAACUGCCUCGUGUCAACAAGGCUACACUACAAGCCCUUAUCAACCACCUCUACUGCGUGCAGCGUUUUUCUGAGCUAAACCAGAUGAACCUCCAUAACCUGGCAAUAGUGUUCGGUCCCACUCUGUUCCAAACUGACGGGAAAGACUACACUGCUGGCCGCGCCAUAGAGGACCUCAUAGAGCACUACACACUCAUCUUUGAGGUGGAUGAGCAGCAGCUAAAGAAGCAGCUAGAUGAAAUCAAAGUUAUCAUCCAAGUGCGAGAGAAACUCAACACCAAGUUUCCUAGCACUGAGCCUGGAGGCCACUUCAUCUGUACAGUGUACCUGGAGGAAAAGAAGCAAACGGCUGAGCAGCAUGUCAAGAUCCCUGGUGCCAUGACAGCAGCAGAGCUGACGUAUGAGGUUUUGGAUCGACGUAACAUUCCAGUUAAAGAAAAAGAGUACUGGAGCUGCUGGGAGGUUUGCGACAAGGAGGAAAUGGAACGCCCGCUGCACUAUCAGGAGCGAGUCUUACCCAUCCUACACUCCUCUGGUUCCGAUUCCAAUCUGCUCAUAAAGAAACAUCUUGCUAUGGAAGCAAUGCUUGUCUACCUUGCUAGUAAAGUGGAUCCUUCCAAACACGGAAUGAUGAAAUUCAGAGAGGAACGAAGCAUCUUGGGGUUGGGGCUCUCCUCUGGAAAUUUCCACGACCGAUAUUUCAUCCUCAGCUUUACCUCUCUCAGAAUGUACAAGGAUGUCAGAAGUAACCGCCCAGAACGUGACUGGCCAGUCAAGAACUUAAAGGUUUACCUAGGUAUCAAGAAGAAGCUUCGCCCUCCUACAUGCUGGGGACUGACAGUGGUGUAUGAAAUCAAGAAGCAAGAGAAGCCAGAAAGACAGCAGUGGUAUCUGUGCUGUGACACCCAGUCAGAAAUGAGGGAGUGGCAUGCUACCUUUCUCAGUAUCCAGUAUGAUGGUGACGUGUGGUGUCAGGACGGAUUCCAGCAGACACGGGCAAGCCGUGUGCUGCCAGAUACGCGUCAUGGUAACGUGUCACUGAUACCGCUGCGUGGCAGUGAGAAUGAGAUGCGGAACAGUGUGGCAACUUUCAGCCAAGAUCCGCUUGCUAUCUUUAGAGAUGUUCGAUAAUGGCUGGGGGCAAGGAAGUGCAGGAGUUGGCCUCAUCAGAUGAUCUCCAGACAUUCCUGUGACUUUCUCUUUCUGCGCCUGUACUCAACAGAAGGACAGACGUUCAGAAAGCACUGACACCCGCACCAUGUGUGUUUCAUGGACUCACUCUUCCAUCCUUGGAAUAUGAACUGGACCAAAAAGAAAAGGGCCAGCAGGAUCACAUGUAAAUAUAAUAUACACUGGUUACUGUGCACAAAUUAAUUUUACUUUAUGCACAGAAGAAGUAGCUGGAAGUUCUGGCAUUAAAAUGAAAGACAGUUUAAUGGACCACAAUCACUUUGAAAGAGUUACUGAUUCGCUUCCAGCAAGUCUGCAGCCACUGUUUACUUUGGUGUUUGGAAUCAGAAGAGCAAUGCUGAAAGAAAUGUGUAUUUGUUCAUAAAAGACUUGUUAGGAAGUUUUUUAUUUUUUUUGCAGACAUGUAUUAGCCAAAUCAGUUUUUAGCUCUGAAUUAUUUUUCAUGACAUUCUUCAGGUAACUGUGCAGUUAGAAACUGAAUAACUGCUAUUGUAAAGCAGAAGCUAAUGUCAUAAAAGACUGUGACCUGAUUCUGUCCACUGGGACUGAAAAAUGACAGGUGAUCGGUCCAUGUCUGUUACUCCACAGGGCUCUUGCCGGUACUGUGUAAAACCUUGGUCAAAGUUGCGUGUUUACCUGUGUGCACAUGUGCACUAGUGUAUGUUUAUGUAUGGCUGAGUUUUAUCUGGUCUGGAAGGUAAUGGAAGGAGUCAAAAAAAAAAAUGAAUUAAAGGAAGAACAUCACAGGUGUGGGGAAAAAUACAAUAAAAUAGGACAAAUACUUGAUUUAUUCUUCUCAAUCAGUUAAAUACACACACACACACACACACACACACACAUACAUAUACACAUUAUGUUUGAUCACUUGUCCCAUCUUUUCUUCCUGUCCUCACUGCCUCUUCUCUGUAGGUUCUUCUUUAAAUCUGGCAUACAGUGAGGAUGCUUAGAGACAAAAUCCAGCCAUUGCAGCCAUUAAUUAGCAGUAUUGAUAGAAAUCUUCAAGGACAAGAAACAAAUUAAAUAUCACUGAAAUGCUCUUAUUCCACAUACUUGGUGCCCAACUUGUAUAUAUUUUGUCUAAAAACUAACCUGUCAACAGUUGUCUUACCAGCUAGAUUUGAACUUUGCCCCAUUGCCCAUCGUCACUACCUUGUAGUGUUGUUACUCUUGUUCCACCUGUAGGUUUUUCUUAAUGUAAAGAUUUAUUUAUUUUGGCAGCAGAGGGCGUUAGAUGCUGCAUUGCAGAAUGUGUGGGCCCAGCCUCCAUCUGUGAUGAUUUUUAGCUAAACGAUUAAAUACCCUCUAGCAAAGCACCUGUGAAGAAUGUGUGAGUACAGUAUGCACGAGCGUGUGUGUGUUAUUAACUCUGACCUCAGCGCGAGUUGAGGAGACUCCUCUUUUUAAGUAUAACACUUCCUAUAGAAAGUAUUCCCUCUGUACUUCUUUGUGGAUUCACAGCAUAGAAUUACAUUCAAUAAUGGUAAAUACAUUUUAGGAGGAUUAAAUUUGAUUUAAUUCUGAGUUAAACCUUUCAGAUUAAAACCAAAUAACUUUUACACAUUGGUUACAUUGGUAUGAUUUAAUUAUUUUUUCUGUUAUUCAUCUGUAAUUAAUUUGGAUAACAGGUUUUAUAUGACUGUCUGAAUUCCUGUCUUUUACAGCUCUCAAAUUCAACGUUGUAAAACAAAGAUCCAACAGAGGUUGGUGAAUACUUUUUAUAGCUGGUGUCUACACUGUGGGUCUCGGUCUUUCUUAUUCUGUUACUCAGCAUUUUUACAGAUUUUUGCAUCUCUGAAACUCUAAUAAACACAUUCAGCUAGU
This is a messenger RNA of Mugil cephalus (flathead mullet), 6957 nucleotides long. Its product is annotated as arf-GAP with Rho-GAP domain, ANK repeat and PH domain-containing protein 1-like. Gene Ontology annotation, molecular function: phosphatidylinositol-3,4,5-trisphosphate binding; GTPase activator activity; protein binding. Gene Ontology annotation, biological process: signal transduction; positive regulation of GTPase activity. Bases 268 to 5076 code for a protein of 1602 amino acids. The record is from RefSeq and is a predicted model, not a curated record. The transcript is spliced from 34 exons. NCBI's taxonomy places the organism in Eukaryota, Metazoa, Chordata, Actinopteri, Mugiliformes, Mugilidae.